Trematomus bernacchii (emerald rockcod) is the source of this 3033-nucleotide messenger RNA. RefSeq lists its product as uncharacterized. The coding region runs from base 49 to 2808 and encodes 919 amino acids. The record is from RefSeq and is a predicted model, not a curated record. Gene Ontology annotation, biological process: homophilic cell-cell adhesion; heterophilic cell-cell adhesion. Gene Ontology annotation, cellular component: adherens junction. NCBI's taxonomy places the organism in Eukaryota, Metazoa, Chordata, Actinopteri, Perciformes, Nototheniidae. The transcript has 14 exons.
GCCUCACAUACAGUCAGUUGAUGCGGAUCCAGCUCUGAUGACACCAUCAUGGGACGCUCAGGGCUGCUUUUUCUGGUUUUUGUCCUAAAUGUUGCUCACUGCUCGGACAUUCUGGGUCCAGGCGAAGAGUUAAUUAUUGAGAUCAGACACAACAUCACAGCAGUGCUGGGAGAGGACGUGCACCUGAGAUGUAUAUAUCUGGGAGAGAGCCAGAUCCAGAGCGCCGAGUGGAAACGCCGGACAAGCUCCAAAAUUAAAUUUAAGAGACUGGCGGGAUUUGCUGAUGGCAAACCGUUUAGCCGUGAUAACGUCUCAAACCCAGUCUCUCUCACCAACCUCACAAUUCACAUGCAGGUGUCCAGCGUGGAAGUAGAGGGAGAAUACAUCUGUGAGUUCAGAUCAGAAGAAGAGUAUGAUUUCGACAGUGUAUUCCUCACUGUAGUAGCUCGGCCGGAUAUUCAGGUCGAGGUGAACUCAGAGACUAUAAACGGCGCUCACUACCAGGCGGUGUCGUGCUCUGCGUUCGGUGGCCGACCUGUACCUCAGAUCAGCUGGUUGGUCGACAGCCGCCCUCUUUCAGAUUACCCUUUCACUGUGGACGUGAGUGAAACCCUUCACUCAAACGGAACCUCCACCCUGAGCAGCAUCCUGCGCUUCCCCACCCACCUGCAAGACGAGGACAGCGUGACGUGCGUGGUCCAACAUCCAACCCUCCCAAAGCCCACUCUCACCACAGUGAGGGUGGAAACCUUCACAAGUCCAAAUGUGACUAUUAAAGCAGAGAUGGUACAAAACGGAGGAAGUGAGUUCUGGGUGGUCUCGUGCAUUUCGUCUGGAGGGAGACCUGACACCGACAUCGCCUUGGCUUUGAACACUGACGAAGAUCUGCAGAGAGAGGAGCACUCAGACUCAGACACAAAGACCAGCUCAGUGCUCCUCCCUGCAGCUGUGUACGAGGGGGUCAAUGUCACCUGUGUGUUUGACCAUCCUACAUUUACAGACAAAGUGUCACGAGUCCUAACACUGCCGUCUUUUUAUUUGUCUGGAGUUCAGUUAUUGUUCUCAGAGAUGAGAAAAAACAGUGAUGACUCUCAAGGCACUGAAUCUUUAGAGCUAAAGGACGGACAGAGUGACACCGUCAUCAGACUGCAGGUCACGGGAAAUGUGCCACAUUACAACGUCACCUGCCAGAAAGAUGAUGGACCGUUGCCUGAGGGUGUGGAGCUGGUUGGCAGCAGCCUCACAGUUCAGGGUCCUGUGGAGCAUUGGCACGCCGGCCUGUAUGAAUGUUCCUUCUCAUAUCACCAUCUUAAAGCAACGCUGAAGUUUAACGUCACAGUUAAACCUCAAGUUAUACAGCCUGUGCCUCCAACAAUACGGGUUGAUUUGCGGGCUGAAGAUGGACACAGUGUGAUUGAGUGCUCAGCAGCUGAUGCUGUUCCCGUUGCUAACAUGUCCUGGCUUCUACCAGAGGGUGUGUCUGGAGUCUCUUGGUUCAAUUUCACUUCUCAUAAUGGAAGCCACUCUGUCAGAGGAGUUUUACUCCUCCCUGCCUGCUCGCCUUGGGAGCUCACUGCAGAGUGUGUGAUAAAUCACCCUGCGUUUGAGGAGCCAGAAAACAGAAGCAUAACUCUCCCUCUUUGCGCUCGCCCAAACAUCACCAUCAACUCCAGCACUGAGAGGAGAGAUGGUGUGGAGUACACAGAGGUGGACUGCUCUGUGGAGAGUGUUGCCCCUGCAGCAACAAUAACCUGGCAUGUUGGAAACAGUGACAACAGCAUCAGUUAUCUGUCUGAGACCCAGGUCCAGGCUGAUGGUCUGGUAUCGGCCCGCAGCUCUGCACGCUUCUUGUCUUCUUUGUAUUCUGGUCAGAAUUUGACGUGUACGGUGGAGCAUCUGAGCCUGGAGGCACCAGAAACAAAAACAAUACACAUUCUUGGGCCGAAAGCCCCUCUGAUGAGUGUGUCAGUGGUGAGACAGCAGGACUCUCCCCUCUGGCUGGCAGUGUGUAACUGCACAGGGGAGGGUGUGGGGACCAACCUCAAAUGGGUCCUUCCCGAAAACACCAAAGGCCUGACAUCCCUGCACUCAGAGUCUGAAGGGUAUGUCCGGAAAGCCCGGCUGACUUAUCUGUUCCCUCUGGCCCUUCAUGAGGGGCAGCAGCUGACCUGUGUCUAUCAGUCUGAACAUGGAGCUACAGAGACAAAGACCCUUCCCAUCCCCAGAUACUAUAUCUCCGCUGUGACAGUCCUUAACCACACCACUCCUCUGCAAAGCCGCUACGGUGAUGAACCCUUUGCACACAGACUGGCUCUCCAGGAGGAUCAUCACAACCAGAGAAUACUGCUCCGAGUCGAGGGAAAUGUACCAGAGUACAACCUCAACUGUAAAAGGAGUGACGGCUCAUCUGUCAAAAUGGACGGUGUUGCCAUGGUGUUCCCGUCAGAGCUCACAGAGCAGGAUGAAGGCCUCUACAGCUGCCAGGCGUCCUUCUACCACCACACAGCCACAGUCAACAUACAGGUGGAGGUCACGAGCGAGGAAAAACAUCUAGCAAUUGCAGCCAUAAUCUGCAUGUCUUCGGCUUUGGCUAUCCUCCUCAUCCUCGCUGUCACCCUGUGGGUCUGCUGCAAAGGAUACAGCAAGACACAAUAUAAGAAGAAGGAGUCUCUCUCGGCCUUGACCUCUAUGAUGCAGGAGCCCGGCUCUCCUGAGGUGAAGAAGCCAGCAGUGACAGAAAACGACAGUGAGGAAUACGAUCAGCUGGUCAAUUUCUCCAUAGUCAUCGAUCUCAAGAGCACAGUGUAAAGAUAAAAUCAGUUUCGGAUUACAUAUUCUGCACAAACUAUAAGGCUUACAGCAACUGCCACAUUGUUCAUUAUUUCAGUGUAUUUUUAUGAGCAUUAAUUGUGAGAUUGUUUCUUUUUUAACCAAUUUGUAUUGACUCGCAUUACUUUGGCACUUUUUUAACUUACUUGAAUUUUGUAUGUUUUUUUAAUGCAGAUUGUAUUUUUUUUGUAUUUCUGAAUAAAA